Messenger RNA from Ochotona princeps (American pika), 1951 nucleotides. RefSeq names its product ankyrin repeat domain-containing protein 26-like. Lineage: Eukaryota; Metazoa; Chordata; Mammalia; Lagomorpha; Ochotonidae. The transcript is spliced from 13 exons. The coding region runs from base 155 to 1939 and encodes 594 amino acids. The record is from RefSeq and is a predicted model, not a curated record.
AUGCGCCCUCUAGAGGUUCAGAUGGGCGCAUGCGUUAAGGGAGUUGCUUGGCAACAGUCAUUGUGAGGCUGGAUUGUGGGAAUGCUGGUUGUGGCCUGCUAUUUCAGUUGGGACCUCCAGGGCGAGUGUCUCUUGAAGGUCAUCCGAUGGGAGGAUGGCGAGUGGGGUGAAAUCACAGUCCGGGGAUCGCUUCCCAGAGGAGGCUAUCAGGAAACCACCUGCAGCAGCCAACGAGGGGGAUGAAGGAACAGAACAACAGCUCCCGAAGAUCAGGCCAAGAGGCAGGAACCAUGGAGACCAGACCUGGCCUUCAAGGAAAGUGAUUAAUGGAAUUAAACAGGGUCAAUGCCAAAUAAGUUCCGCAGAUGAUGAGAUAACCCAGUCACUGGAGAUAGUCUCAGAGGAAUAUGAGUGGCCUCAAUCUAAGAAUUCUCUGUUACUAAUUGAAAAACUGCGAAUGGACUGUAAAGAUUCUGUCAGCUUAUUGAAAAUCCAGGAUGCGGUACUUGCAUAUGAAAGAUUAAUAGAAUUUAAAAAAAGUCACUGCAGACUGCUGAGAAGAAAAACUAAACAUAUGGAAAAUAAGGUCUGUAGACUACACAAAAAGCUCUCAGAACUAAGAGAAGUGAAAUCACAGUUGGAGCACCAAACAGUAGAAUGGGAACAAAAGUGCUGCAGUUUGAGAUUUACAUUAAAGAAAGAAAAAGAGAAGAGAAGAAAUGCCAAUAUACUGUGUGAAAAAAUUAGGGAGGGGUUAAAAAGAAAAGAAAAGCAAUAUAGUAAAGAAGUUGAAGAGAAAGGAGAACUUGAGCUUACCCUGAGAGCACGAGAAAUGGAACUGAAGAUUGUAAGAAGUAAUUUGAAUCAGGUGCAAGAAGCACAGAAUCGCAAUGCCGUGCAAGAAACCAUGAAGAGGCAGGACUACUUGGAGAACCUUGAAAGUGAAAAUUUGCAGUUAAAACUUACAAUCAAAGAGCAAUCAGACAAAAUAAAAGAGAUUCAGCAAAACCUGUUAAGUUCAAGUUCAACUGAUGAUCUUAGAAAAAAAUUGGAUACUGUGUCUUCAAACUUUCAACAUUUGUAUACAAUGAAUGAAGCUCUUCAACAACAGUUGAUAUCUUUGAAAGCAAUUGAAAAGAAAUACAAAAAACUGAAAGAAGAGAAAAAUCAAUUGAAACAGAUAGUAGCAAACUUGAGAAAUCAUAUAAAAAUGAAUAUGACAGAACAUGGUCAAAUAGUGUUGUAUAAACAGGAGGUUGAAGAAAAAGCAAGGCAGUACAUUGUAGACAGAUUAAAAGAAGUCAAUCUAUUUUUACAGGCACAGUCAGCAUCUCAGGAAAAGAUAAAUCAGUUAAGAGAGAAUAAUGAUUCUACCGUAAGGAGCCACAUGGAACUCAAAAUUAAUGAUCUAGAAUUUGAACUCUCUAAAAUGAAAACUGCUCACGAUUCUAAGAUUACAGAAUUGGAAAAAUAUAAACUAUUCUAUCAAGAAGAAUUAGAAGCUAAGAAAUCAUUGUCAAGUGAAUUAAAUGACACUAAGAAGAGGCUAGCAGCAGUGAGCAAGGAGCUUCAUACAGAGAAGAGAGUGAACAGAUCACUGCUCAGUGCUCUGACGGUGAGGUCUGUCCAAGUGGUGCCUUGCUGUGGGAAUCCUAAGAACAACUUAGUGCUCAAUAGAGAUCUUGUUGUGAAAGAGAACUUGCUGAUUCCUGUCUUAAGAGCACAGCCAUCAAAUAACAGCAUGGAUGACUAUUUGACCAAGAUACAUCAGGAGUUGGACGAAUAUAUCACUAGAGAACUACAAAAACAAAAUGGUGCUGAUGACUGUACAUCUGUAUUCUACCAGUCUUCUCAUAUGCAAUCUACUCAAGUUGAAGAUCUACUUUUAAAAGCAUCACAAGAAUAUGUACAGUUCUUAAACAAAAAAUAUAAGGUCUGAAAGACAAAAAUU